Anopheles funestus (African malaria mosquito) is the source of this 3496-nucleotide messenger RNA. RefSeq lists its product as uncharacterized. NCBI's taxonomy places the organism in Eukaryota, Metazoa, Arthropoda, Insecta, Diptera, Culicidae. The transcript has 9 exons. The record is from RefSeq and is a predicted model, not a curated record. Bases 1485 to 2381 code for a protein of 298 amino acids.
UCUGUUCUCAUCGAUGCCGGUCAGUCAUUCGGUAACCGACGACGCGAACGGAACGGUUUUCGAAACGGUCGCAAAGGAUACACGGUCCGGUAUCGGUUGUUUAACCGUCGCACGGUUGUUGACGCUGCGAACACGUGCGUUUGGGUGUCCUUUCGAAGAUAGUGAGUGAGAGAGAGAGAGAGAGUGAGCCUUACUGGAAGUGAUGUUUUUAUAGUGCCGUAUUAUUUGUUCACCCAAUCCGGUAGCUUUAAAAGGACCGAAAUUGUAUGGUUUUCACAAUUUAAAUCUAAAAAAAACCGAGGCUUAUCUUUUUUUUUUGAAAAGGUGACCCUUAUUCGAAAACCCACAUAGUGUUCCCUGAUGUGUUCGGAAAGGGCAACAAAAAAGUAACAAAAAAAUAAAAGCGAAAAGUAAAAGUAUGUUGACCCUUCGGUUCCAGGUCCUUCCGUGGCCGCCGGGAAGUCAUUACGCUCAACAGUGAAGUGUGAAAUUUAAUUACUUUGCCUUCGCGAAUAGAAGAAACGCUUGGCACUGCUCGGCUUGACAUCGAAACAAAAGUAAUGAUCUAAUGCCGCUGUGAAUUUGCACCAUUCGCAUAAAUGUGAGUGAAGAGAGAUAAAGUUAAGCGGAAAAGUGAACAGUAGGGCGACCAAAAACCAAAAAAAAAAAAACUAAAAACAAAACAGAAUGGAAAGUAAAAUAUGAAGGAAAAAAGAAUCCGGAAUCCACCUAAGCAGGAUACAAACGGAGAAACUAACCAAACCUAUUCUGUAUAAGCUGGGUUUUUUUUUACAUCAUUUCCAUUGGACCGAUCGCACCGAACAACAAACACAACCGUUUCGGCAGUAAAAGACCAAAACGGUCCAACGAACUAAGCGUAUCUCGGCAACGCUUGAUACCAUUGUUAAAAGUUUAUAAAAUGCUCUUUGCACGGUUUCAAGAAAUCCUUCGAUACGGUAGCAGCACCCCGUAGCCAUGGAUAUAGACGAAUGGAAAAAUCCACCGUGUGUUACGAAAAUAAAAGUAUUCUCGGAUACAAGUGACGCGUUUGUUUAAUGUCGAUUGAAUACAGACGAAUAGAACAGAGCUUUGGUGCGUUUGUUUUAACUACCGUUACCACCACCAUCAACAAAAGCAUCGUCAGCUUUCAUCGAUACGGUUAAAGGUCAAGGUAUACCUGGUCUGCCCCCGGGGGGGACCUGAUAUCGCAUCAAACAGCACAAGGAAAUUCAAUCUCAUCAAUUUGCCGUAAAACGAAAAAAGGAGUUUGAGAAAAAAAAAGAACAGUGCUGCCAACCGUAUACAUACAAAACUAACCCAUUGAUGGGGCUUUUAAGUAAACAGCUUUAGAUUGAGUGUAGUGUACAUGCGUGUGUGUGUGUGUGUAUAGGGGUUUUUUUGUAUUGUUAAGAAGUAAGAAGCAAAAGUAAAUAACAAAACGUACAGACGUGUACUUUUGGCCGUACGUCACCAACAAUACAAAAAUGGCAAUUCUGCAUUCCUGCUGCUUAUGGCGAAGUGUUCGACGGGGAAGCUUUGCGAGCGUUAUCUACACACUGAUCUAUUUCAGCAUAUCCUGCAUAACGAUGUCGCUGUUUUUACACGAGGAACGCCGGUACUUGCGGGGCGAGGUGGACAAACCGAUCGGUGAAAGCUUCCUGGAGCGGGACACCAUCUCGGGCGUAACGGUCAAAUUUAAUGUGCUGCUGCUCGUCUUCGCCACCCUGGGAGUUCUUUCGUCUGUGCUCGUUUUAAUCGGAUUAAAAAUGAACAACCGCGGCCUGCUGUUGCCAUGGAUUGGGGUCAUGAUAGCGGAUCUGCUGGUGGAGUGUGCACAUUUUAUCUAUCUGAUUGCCAUAGAAACGCUUAAAUUUGAACCACUGACGGCGAUGCUAUUUACCAUCGAUUUUUUCAUCAUGUGUCUUAAUAUUUACUGUUUGCUGUGCGUGAUAUCACAGUACCAGGAAUAUAAAGCAGGGCGUGGACAGGCCGAUGACGAUUCGUACACUUGCCCUACCAACAUCCAGUAUAGUCCACCGGCGCCCACCUGUCUACCGCAGGGCAAAACGACAACACUCAGCCCGGUGAUCUGUCCCCACUCCAACUGUACCCUCAUCCCGGAGGAAACGCAGAUCAAUGGAACGUUCGUGGGAAGUGUAGCAUCGUCCCCGCUAAGACCAUUGCCUACGGUACGUCCACCCAGAAGCUCGCUGCUGAAAAAGCACGUCAAGUUUUCGGCCAGCGAUAAGCCGAAGGGUUGCUGCACGGGGAUCAUUCAUCCGGAGAACAUCAUCAAGGACGGUACCAAACCGAACGGUCACAUGAUGGUGUCGAUUGAGACGCUACCCGGUAAGUGUUGUGGGCGCUACAGUUGUUUUUAGGGGUUUUCUGUGGGCAAUAUGACAACACAAAAUGUACUCCAUUCGCAUAAAGAGAUUAUGAGUUUUUAAUGGAAAAGAAUCCCUUCAAUUAUCGUUUUGUAAUCAUUCAUGCAAUGUUAUGUUUGAAUCUGCUAGGGUACGUAAUUUAAACUUUUCUCUUCUUUUCAAAGAAAUGUGUCGGGAUUAAUUGUGCCCACACAAACUGCACAAGCUAGAUUGAUUAAAAGUUGAAUGGAUUUUUGAUUUUUACAUUUCAACCCGACAUGUUUUAACCAAUUUGACAGAAAAUAUUAGUGUUUGUGCCUUUAGUUAUGCAAUUGAACUUAAUUAUAGUAAAUAUAACGAAUAUAUGUAAAAUUGGGAUAAGAUUACACACUCUAGCGUUUAAACAUGCUAUUACAGCGAAUCGCAAAAAUCUCAAAAAAAACACGUAUCUCGAAUCACGGUGUCCUUUUGUUUAAAAUUGAUAGUUUUAGUAUCAGCACCGACUGAGAGUUUCAACUUCCUUCUUUGCUUUUGAUGUAUUUCUCUUUUUUGGAGAUUUUUUGAAGGAAAACAAAUUAAGAAAAGCUUUUCAAAUUAUCAAAUUAAUUUAGAGGGUUCAUUAUCAACCAAUUCAUCUAUUAUUUGCUCUAGAAUUGUGCAGUGAAAACACUGAACAUUCAAGUUUCAUAAUCCGUGUAAAAAUGGGAUUCGGAACAUCUUUGCAUAUUUUGGACAUGGCAUAUAGACAUGGCAGGAGGCGUACAAGGUUAAUGUGUAGAUGCGCAGCUGGCAUAAGCCAUUAAAAACUGUCACAUGGGGUCUUGGGUUAGACCAAAUUAAACAGAGAAUUUUGGAAUGGUCUGUUUUACGUUACCGUCGAUAAGAAUUGGUAAUUAAAUCAUGCGUCGCGUAGGUCGUGCGAAGGAGGUCUAAAAUGGAAAACUAGAAUAACCGACUCAAGUGCGUUCAACACCAGGGAAUGGAAUGCAUGUGCACCACAAUGAGCUGCUUUCAAUAGCAUCAGCAUUCAAUUACUUGGAUGCAAUAAAACUAAAAGGUUUAGGAUAGGGCACCAAAACAAACCCCUAGCCAUGUGUUUAUUUAGGAUGAAAAUAGAAGAAAUCAGGAAA